Exophiala oligosperma is the source of this 4893-nucleotide messenger RNA. RefSeq lists its product as uncharacterized. The transcript is spliced from 2 exons. Gene Ontology annotation, cellular component: phagophore assembly site membrane; extrinsic component of membrane; Atg1/ULK1 kinase complex. Gene Ontology annotation, biological process: autophagy of mitochondrion; reticulophagy; piecemeal microautophagy of the nucleus. Gene Ontology annotation, molecular function: protein kinase binding; molecular adaptor activity. The coding region runs from base 63 to 4424 and encodes 1453 amino acids. The record is from RefSeq and is a predicted model, not a curated record. NCBI's taxonomy places the organism in Eukaryota, Fungi, Ascomycota, Eurotiomycetes, Chaetothyriales, Herpotrichiellaceae.
GCGUGAGGUUUCGUUUCGUUUGCUACUUUCAUGGCCAGUGACAGUGGAGGUGAAAGGGGACGAUGGCUUUGCAAGUCUACAUCUCCCACACCGGCAGUGUCUUGACUUUCCACGAUGUUGGUUCCCGAGUCGAAGGCCUGCGGUCGUGGAUCGAGUCGAAUACUGAGAUUCCGGCAAAUCGUCAAAUCCUCAUGACGCCUCGAGGCAAGAUAGUCAAGAACCUGUCCAACGAGAGCGAGAUAUAUGUCUACGAUAAACAGUUCCUUUCCUCCGAGUCGAAACCGUCCUCCAGACCCGCCAUCGAACUUCUACCUCUCCCCGACAUCCCUUCCUCCCUCGUGGACGAGAACAGCCUAAAAGCAUGGCAAGAUCUCUUCAUGGCCAGACGAGGCUGGGCGCUCGAAGCGUUCGAAAUUGCGAGGACUGGCGUGGAGAAUAUCGAAAUGUGUACAGACGAGGCCACUGUGAUCGCUCGGUCUAUGAACGUCGCGUUGGACAAUCUCCGAAUCCAUGUGAACAGUCUACAGCAGAAAUUCGACAGCACAUGCCAGUGGGCAGAGGAUUUGAUCCAAGACUUCCGAGGUGCUGUAAGAGACUGGGAAACGUGUGCGGAUACUCUGACUGAGUUACCGGUGCGCGAAGAUGUUGCCAAAAUCUUGCGGCGGCCAGAUGACCCUGGGCAUACACAGUCUCAAGCCCCGGUUGGCACAUUGUCCGAAUUGGUCGACCGUAAGCGGGCGCAAGCAGCUGCGGACAGUAUUGCGCAGAACAUAGAUGAAUUUGAGAAGAGCUUCCAAGAGUUGCGGUCAGGCAUUGAAAAGCUGAAAGAGGAUACCAACGAUGCGAAAACGAACGCCACAGAAGUGCCACAAUUUGACAUCAGCGCCCUUAUAGACGAAGCCGAGACUUUGGCCAAGCGGGUCAGCGCCGACUAUGAAGAAGUGAUCAAGAUGCAGGAUAUUCCAAAAUCAGUUGUGUCGGCGUCUCGGAAGGCUGCUGUUCACACUCGAGAUCUGCUGCCAGGUCUUCAGAAUCUGGUGGACGAAGUUGUUAUCGGAUCGAGAGCAGCAUCAGAGGCCAGGACUGUCGUUUCUGAUGACUGGUAUUCGACUUUGCAGAAGAUAUCGAGACUACAAUCCCGUCUUCAAGAGUUGCAGGCCGCUGUUUCGACACUAGACUUCCAGGACGACCAAACUUAUACAGUCCUAGAGCACGUAUUUCGACUACCUCUGGUCUAUGGGGCUACCCUGGUGGAAGCCACCAGAAGAUCAGAGUGGACAGAGCGUAUGAGGAUAGAAGUUGACAGCCUUCGCGAUGAUCUAUCUGAGCAGACCGAGGAAGAACAACGUCGUCGGAAGAGAUGGGCCUCUUCUCACGUGGACUUUUUGAACGAGGAUCUGAAUGCAAAGGACGCCCUGAUUGAUCUCAAAGCGUCUGCCCCGCGCAACUCUUGGCCCUUUGUCAAUAGAGACGAAAUAUUUGCGUGGAUCGACGACUUGCGAGCUCUAGGCAUCGACGAAGCUGUCCAAGGCAUUACUCAACGCAUGAAAGAUCUUGAUGCCCCCGCCCGUAAGCAGAAGGCCAGGCCAUUCAAGAAUGGCAGCAUUCACGACCUCAAGAGCAGUGGAGUUCUUCGUGACGGCGACGAUGUUAGGGGUUUGCAGGACGAGAAGACCAGAUUGGAGGAGAAAUUGCGUGCUUCUGACAGUCGAGUUCGUAAACUCGAAGACUUGCUGCACCGCCAAAGUCAAUCCAGCCGGCCAGCAAGUGGUAUGUUUGUUCCAGGCAGCGCUGCCGACUUUGAGCGACAGAUCCCGUCGCCUGGUCCAUUCCAGCGGCAGAGUGACCUGUCACGUAGAUCCUCAGUGUCAGGGAGACGACUGUCAAAUACUCAGGAUGAAAAGCCUUUAGUGCAGAAAAUCGUCUCUCUUGAAGGUCAAAUACAGAAACUACAAGAAGAGGCACACGAAGAGCGACGGUCGAGCACGGAGAGUCGGGACAAAAUGCAAGAAGCCGAAUUAGUCAAACGAGACUUGAUGGCAAACUUCGAAGCACAGAAACAGGAGUUUGAAGAAGAGCGGCAGCUUCUGGACGAUGAAGUUCAUCGCCUGAAAGUGAAAUUGGAAGAGGCAGAGGAUGAACUUGAUCGACUCAAUGAGUCGCGGGACCACCUUCGGAUGGAACAGGACCAGCUGGUGGUAAAUUUGAAACAUGAAGUAGAGCAGCUGAAGAAGGAGUCGACAGAGGAUGUGGCUCAAGCACAGCGAAGGAUUGAGGCGGCACAAAAAGACACCAUUACUCAACGCGAGCGGGCAGCGACCUUGGAACGUCAAUUGCAUCAAGUCAAGGACGAGCGCGCAGCUGCCCAAGGGCAAAACAUGACCCUUGCCAACCAGUUGAGGGCCAUCGAGGGCCAACAACACGAGUUUGUCACCAUCCUACAAGGCGUUCAUUCGAAUUUGUCUCCUGCAGGGUCUGCACCUGAGGAUAUCCGUCGCCUGGUCAACGCUCUAGAGAUCCUGUCUGAAGGUGCCGCCAUUCAUGCUCGCGGUCUCGAUGAUUCCUUGCAGCUUGCGACUGCGGAGAACAAAGCUCUGGAGGACAAGUUGAACCAUGCUGAAGCCCAGAUUAAAUCGAUGCUGGAACAAAUUUCCGCAGCUGAAGCACGAGUGAGUCAACUCCAGGAAGACCUAAAGCAGGAGAAAAGCAAAGUUUCCAUGCUUCGAACAGAGCUGGCUGGAGAACGCAUGGAAAUGGACAAUCUUCGACAGAAAUUUGCUGCUGGUGAAACCGGAUCGGACGCGCUGAAGCAACAGCUCAAAUCCGAGGAACAAAAGGUUGCUGACCUGAUGGACCACAAGGCUGAUCAUGAAAGCGCGAUCCAGCAUUUGAAGCACGAGAUUGAGAAUCACAUGCAUGAAAUGCAGGCAGCGACUGAGCGACAAGAAAAGCUGAAGAAGCAUUUCGACAAGCGAGGCGAGAAAGCCAAGCAGCUGUCAGAGCGCUUGUUCCACUACCAUGACCGUGUCGUCCGCAUGUUGGAACAAUUUGGAUACUCGAUUUCGCGACAAGAUGACGAAAUGGUUAUCCAGAGGGCAUCGAAGGCGAAUGCUAGCGCAGUUCUCAGUGGCAAUGAAGGAACCGGGCCGUCUAAUAUGAGACGGACUAUCUCAGGCAGCACCCCAGCCCCGCACUAUUCUGACCCAGCUGACCUGGAAACGCUAUACUGGAUGUCAGACAGUGACCUCGGAUCUGAGUCGACCAAAUAUAGUGGCUUCCUCACGGCUUUGCAACGUCUGGACGUGGACAGUACCAUCGACCUCAUCACCAAGCGAUACAAGGAUGUAGAGACGCUGGCCAAGAGGUAUCAAAAGGAGUCUCGUACAUAUCGCGAGCGAACUCACCGCAGCCAGGCUGAAGCCCAUGACAAGAUUGCAUACCGAAGCUUCAAAGAGGGCGAUCUUGCCCUAUUCCUUCCCACCCGCAAUAACGCGACUCGCCCUUGGGCCGCCUUCAACGUUGGAGCACCACAUUACUUCCUCAGAGAGCAAGAUGCACAUAAAUUGCAGGCGAGAGAUUGGCUAUUGGCACGAAUCACGAAAGUUGAAGAACGCAUGGUCGACCUAUCACGUAGCCUGUCGUCCGGACUGCGUGGAAAUUUGUCAUCCAGCGCUGCAGCUGAUGAUGGUGCGUCUAGCAAAUCGAUCGAUGACGAAAACCCCUUUGAGCUCUCGGAUGGGCUGAGGUGGUACAUGAUCGACGCAACCGAGGAGAAACUUGGUGCACCAGGGACACCGACUGUGGGCAAAUCAACAGUGACUGCGACCAACGUCGAGGUCCGAGGCCAUAUGGGCCGAAAGGAGCACAAAUCCGGACUCAGCAUUGGAGGAGCCAGUGGCAUCCCGACUGCCAGCAUGGUCACCAAGACAUUGACGAAGAGUUUGGAUAGUCGGAGAUCGAGCUCAGGAAGCAAGAAAAGCGUGGACGUCAAGGCCAAGCAAGACGGGACCAGCGGGAGAGGUAGCAGUGUUAAGGAUAUGCCCGCUAAAGCUGCCACCCUUGCCCCCAUCGCAAGUGACACGGAUACCGAACAAGUCAAGAAAGCUGCCAAGGAGGAGACAGGUACAGACGCCGAUGAUGAGAACGAGAACCAGCAAGCAGCACCAGGCUCUAGCACGGCCCCCCAAGCUGGAACGGCGAGUUUCGUCCGGCAGCCCACUGCGGCCAGCCAGACGGAUAGGGAGGAUGCACAGGUUUUUGAAGUGACCGGCCAGUCGCCAUUAACAUUGAGGGGGGCAUCCCAAUCUCCCUCGAGGCAGAAGGUUUCGACUCUGAGGCAGGGUGCGAGCCCGGCAAAGAGCAAUCCAUCGCCAGCCAAGGCUAGACCAUGGGACAGACUGUUUAAUGUCGAAUUCCGGUCUUGACUGUGGAUGGACCUAUAAUAGGGUAUUUACCCUGCGGUCGUUGGACCAACCAUGGUGGUCUUCACGCCUUAGGAAGUGCAGAAUCGGCAUAGGAAUUCACCGUAGAGUGUGAUCUAUGACAUAACCAAUCACGUGAUACCAUGGAGCUGUGUUCUUUGGCAUUGACAACUCUGCCACGGCCAAGGUCAAAGAAAUGAUUUGAUGCACUAGCUGCGUAGAGUAUAUCGGGAUGAGAUGCGACCUGGGAAGAGGUUCCAAGGUCAAGAGGGCAGUGGUCUGCGUAGCACAUGGCUGCCCUGGCUUAUCUUGCUUUUGCGUAAGAGAAAUAAUGGGCUACAGGUACUCCGUAGAUGGUGCGCCAUCAUGAGAGCAGAGAGAACUGUGGGUAUUACAUGACGUUAAUUUCUGACGAGCAAGUAAUGUGUGCCAUAUAAGACAAAGCUGUGCCCAGUAAAAGGCCCUUGACGAG